Molecule: messenger RNA, 5760 nt
Organism: Clupea harengus (Atlantic herring)
Lineage: Eukaryota; Metazoa; Chordata; Actinopteri; Clupeiformes; Clupeidae
Product: radixin
Cellular component (GO): cytoskeleton
Molecular function (GO): actin binding
Source: RefSeq, a predicted model, not a curated record
CUCACAAGCUCUCCUUUCGUAGAUACUAACAAGUUAGGUCUUCUUCAGUCUGGUCUUUGCCGUUAUCACAGCGUGGAGGCGUACGACAGUGGUAGUUCAACAGAUAUUGUAGCCUACUGACUGUUUCUUUUUCUAAAUAAGACGUCACUUCAAUAACGGUGGACCUAGGGAAUUUGCAUAUCUGUUAUAACACGCAGUCCUUCCUCCGAGGCCUGCUGCAUUCAGCUUGUGCUAUCCUGUGACACAAGACUAGGUCUUUUAUUUCUGCGGAGAUAAGGGGACAGGAGGAGAGGAGGCAGAGAUGCCAAAACCGAUCAAUGUCAGGGUUACUACGAUGGAUGCGGAGCUGGAGUUUGCCAUCCAGCCAAACACCACAGGCAAACAGCUCUUCGAUCAGGUUGUGAAGACAGUGGGUCUACGUGAAGUCUGGUUCUUCGGCCUGCAGUAUGUCGACAGCAAAGGCUACACCACAUGGUUGAAGCUCAACAAAAAGGUGACCCAGCAAGAUGUGAAGAAGGAAAACCCACUCCAGUUCAAGUUCAGAGCAAAGUUCUUUCCAGAGGAUGUGUCCGAGGAGCUGAUCCAGGAAAUCACACAGCGCCUGUUCUUCCUGCAGGUGAAGGAGGCCAUCUUGAAUGAUGAGAAUUACUGUCCUCCUGAGACCGCCGUCCUCCUAGCCUCCUAUGCAGUCCAGGCCAAGUACACCGACUACAACAAAGACAUCCACAAGCCUGGCUACCUCAGCAACGACCGCCUGCUGCCUCAGAGAGUUCUUGAGCAGCACAAGCUCACUAAGGAGCAGUGGGAGGACCGGAUACAGACCUGGCACGAGGAGCACAGAGGCAUGCUCAGAGAGGAUUCGAUGAUGGAGUACUUGAAGAUCGCACAGGACCUGGAGAUGUAUGGGGUGAACUAUUUUGAGAUCAAGAACAAGAAAGGAACAGAGCUGUGGUUGGGCGUGGACGCGCUCGGCCUCAACAUCUACGAGCACGAAGACAAACUAACACCAAAAAUUGGCUUUCCUUGGAGUGAAAUCAGAAACAUCUCAUUCAAUGACAAAAAGUUUGUCAUCAAGCCGAUCGACAAGAAAGCUCCGGACUUUGUGUUCUAUGCUCCACGGUUGAGGAUCAACAAGCGCAUCCUGGCACUAUGCAUGGGCAACCACGAGCUUUACAUGAGGAGGAGGAAGCCAGAUACCAUCGAGGUCCAGCAGAUGAAGGCUCAGGCCAGAGAGGAGAAGCACCAGAAACAGAUGGAGAGGGCCCAACUGGAGAACGAGAAGAAGAAACGCGAGUAUGCAGAGAAGGAGAAGGACAGGAUUGAGAGGGAGAAGGACGAGCUCAUCGAGAGACUGCGACAGAUCGAGGAGCAGACGUUAACAGCACAGAAAGAACUGGAGGAACAGACGCGCAAGGCUCUCGAGCUGGACCAGGAGAGGAAGCGGGCGAAGGAGGAGGCCGAGAGGCUGGAGAGGGAGAGGCAGACCGCUGAGGAGGCCCGCGCAACACUUGCCAAACAAGCUGCAGACCAGAUGAAGAACCAGGAACAGCUGGCCGCAGAGCUGGGAGAGUUCACCGCCAAAAUCGCCCUGCUUGAGGAGGCCAAGAGGAAAAAAGAAGAGGAGGCCUCAGAGUGGCAGCACAAAGCCAUCUCCGCACAGGAGGACCUUGAGAAGACUAAGGAAGAGCUAAAGACGGUGAUGACCGCUCCUGCGGCGGGCGCUGGGGAGAACGAGCACGACGAGCAGGACGAGAACAGCGCCGAAGCCAGCGCUGACCUCUCCAGCGACGGAGUCAACGACCACCGCAGUGAGGAGCAACGCGUCACUGAGGCACAGAAGAAUGAGCGCGUCAAGAAACAACUGCAGGCUUUGAGCUCAGAGUUGGCCCAGGCACGGGACGACACCAAGAAGACGCAGAACGACAUGCUGCAUGCAGAAAAUGUGAAAGCUGGUCGGGACAAGUACAAGACCUUGCGUCAGAUCCGAUCGGGAAACACCAAGCAGCGCAUCGACGAGUUCGAGUCCAUGUGAGGGCGAGAGGGGAACGCAGAAGCCUGACAGCCCGUUGCCUUGGAGGCUGAUCUCAAGCCCCCAGUCCAUCCUGCUUUAUACCCCCUUCUUAAGCCACCAAACCCUUCUGAAACCCCCUUCCUGAACCCACCUACCCCCAAACCCAACCCCACUCCCGUCCCCUGACCCGUUUCUGACAAGCGUACCCGUACCCUGCAGAGAGGCCAGAGGGGGCUGCUUCGUCCCCCUCAUGCUAUGCCAAAGCUCUCUCCGGCCAGCCAGUCAGGGCUGCUUCGUGUGUCCAGCUCCUUCUGCCCACCCCUGUAUGAAACCUUUUCAAUCAGGAGCAAGUGACGUAUCAUAUUGUUAUGAACUGCUUUGGAAUUGUUUUGGCUUUUGUUUUCACUUUGUUUUAGGCGAUUAAGGAUAACUCAAGAUGCUCACAGUUCUAAUUUUAAGAAAAAGUGAAAAGAAAAGAAGGAAAUAAAGAACAAACAUGCUUUUAUCUAAAUGGCCAUUUACAGCUUAACCUUUUUUUGUAUAUUUGUUUUUGUUUAGCUAGUUGUAUGCUAAAGCUUUACUUUCCCAAUGAAUACUUUCUUUUAAUCAUACCCACCCACCCCCAAAAAAACUUUAUUUUAUGAACCCCCAAGCUUUUAGUUACUCCAGCUCUGUCGCCCUGACAUCUGGAUGGUCUCUAUACAAGGGUCAGGCCUUCUUGUGAGGGUGUUAUUAGCAACUGUUGCUACCAUGGCGGUCAUGACUGAUCCGAUGACCACCUGAUUGUGACGUAAAGAAAAAAAGGUAUACAUUACCCCUCUCUCCUCCUCCACCACCUAUCCCGUCCACCUUUUGGUCCCGUUCUUGGGUGCACCAGUGUGUGGACAGAGCCAUGGAGUCAUCAAAAGGUUGUGUGUGUAACUGUAUGCAUGUGCUUUUGUAUGAGGUCUGAAUGUGAAAUGAAAUGUAACCAAAAUCAAAGGAUCACCAAAGGGAAAUAAUGACUUCACUGACAGCUUAAAGGAUUGGGGAGGUUGCCGACGUUAAUAAUGUCAUGUAACCUGUAGACUGGAAUGGGACUGAUGGAAACUGAACUCCUGGUUUAGAUGUUUCUCUAUAGAGCACCACUUGGGUAAGCUAACGUUAAAGAGCGUUGUAAGCUCUGAGAAUGUGCUGGCCACGCGUGGCCGUUAUUGUGACGUAUGGGGGUAUGGCUUGUUUAGUACGAGCCAUCAGAUACAUGAAAGCACAUCCUCCUGACACACUCCUCCCUCUCUAACCUUCACUCCUCAUUUCUCUGCCCCUUCUCUGGCCGCUUGCUCCAGUGUUUGAUGCCCAGUUGUCAUAUAGAUGGUUUUCCCUGCCUACUGGCUCACAAAGGUUCAGCAGUAACAGACGGACAGACAGACAUUAUGUCAGACGCACUGGAGCCCUUGCUAGUCAGUCUGUACGUCUGUACAGUGUGUUGUGUGUUGGAAGACUGCACCCAUGGUAUACUUGAUGUUACGCAUUGGAUGAAGUCUCAAUGUACAUCAUUGGGUGAUUAUGUCAAAUCUGUGGGAGUGUUGUUGAGAGUGAACAGAAUGUAUGUGUGCGUGUGCGCUUACUGUUGAAGGGAGAUCAAGAUGUUCAUAUGUUGACAUCAUUUUGUGUGUGUGUGUGUGUGUGUGUGUGUGUGUGUGUGUGUGUGUGUGUGUGUGUGUGUGUGUGUGUGUGUGUGUGUGUGUGUGUGUGUACUUGUGGAUGUCACAACUCUGGGCCUUUCUGACCAGAGAGCAUAUGAAAACAUCAGUCCUGAUUAAAGGACAGCUCUCUACCUCAUAAUUGCACUCAUGGCAACUGGCCAAUCAAACACUGGGUGAGAACAGCCAUCCAACCCUCACUCUGUGUACCUGUGCAGUGUCCCAUUCUGCUUGCUUAGUCCUCUUAUUCACAUGGGUCCCAACCUACUAGCCUGUUAUACUGACAGAUAUAGUGAGAUAUAAUUCCCGUAAGAGGUCCAUGAUGCAGCGACGUAUAGUGUCACUCUUGGAAUGAGUUGAUGAGGUUGGAUGGUAUGAAAAGACUUGUUGCCCUUGAUGCGGUGUAUGUACUUGGGGAGAUGUUUUACCUGAUUGUGCGGAUCAGCCUAGUAUUAUCCGUAGAAACUUGUACCCCUUUUUUCCCCGGUGGAAUAGUGGAUGUGCUCGAGGGUUGCUCCCAUCCAGGUUUAGGUUUGUAUUAAAACGUCUGCGUUUGCUCUCAGUUGGUGUGUGCGGUACCUGCAGUGCCACAGAACAACUGGAAGAAUGUAUCCUUGUAAAACUCAGCAAAGCUGAUAUAUUUUUCUGUGAAUGUGAUCCAGUCUUGGGAAACGUGGGUCAUUACAGCUUUGUGGAGAUGGUUGCACUUUGGGAAACUGUGUGUGAGGGAAAGAGUGACUGUGUGUGUGCGUGCAUGAGAUCAUUUUGUAGAAAAAAAGAAAAAGAAAGAAAAAAAUGAGAGACUCAGUUAUGGUGCUGAAACAGGAGAGAAAAUGACUCUGGUUUUGUUCUUGCAAAAUCUGUACGGAUAUAUAUAUAUGUGUGUGUAUAUAUUCCCAGUUUUCCAAAUCACCAGUGAGAACAAUUGUUUUAGACUAUGAAAGGACAGGCCCUUUAUCCUUUGUUUAAUGCAGCCUCUACUCCCUAUCCUUUUCUCACCACAACACAAAUAUUUGACUCCCCUGCUCCCCCUAGGGUUUUGAGUGUGCAACAACAAGUUGAAACUUUAGUAGUCAACGCAUUGAACUGUAGUAGUUGAGUGAACGUUGCAUUUAUGCUCUUGUUUCUGUUUGGAGGUAAACAGUGUCUGACAUACUGAUACUUGGUUUAAUUAAAUAUUUUGCAGUUGGGAUAAAUUAUUUUCCCCCUCCCCUCCAUUUUAAUUAUGUCCCUAUCCACACACCCUAGAAAAUUGUAGCAGGAGCAUUUUGAAAUAAAACAAAUUUUUAUUUUGUAUUUGCAAUCAUGUCUGUUUUCAUUGUCUGUUGUUUGUAUGCAUCCGCAGACAGCUAGGUCACGUAGAGUUUGUAAGCACUUGUUUGGGUUAAGGAUACUAAACUGGGCUUACAAUUUGUAAGCCUGUCUUUUGGUUUCAUGGACACUUGUCUGUGUAAAAGGGUUGUUUUGCCAUAGUGUGAAAAAGAAGUUGAUUUUUAAAAAAAAGUGCUUCCAGCUGAAUUUUUUUGCUAUGCUUUUUGAAAUUGAACCACCAGCAUUAGCAUGCUCGUUAUUUAACGGAUGUUUCACCCAAAUUCACAAAGUUCUUAAACAUUUGCAAUUUUAAUGAGUUCCAGAGUUAUGGUCAAAACGUUUUGGCAGUGUUCUGUCAGAAGUAUUAGUGUCGUUUUCCCGGGUAUAUGUUUAAAGAGUUGUUGCAUUUGGUUGAAUCAUCCCCUUUUAAAGUGUAAAAUGUGCUACUUACAGGCCACAGUGGCAUGAAGCUGUUGGAUUUGUGUUGAAUGUUUUGUUUGUAAUAGUUGAAUUUAUUUGGUUAUAUGUACCCGGGUGGUCAGGGAAGCCUCCCAGUGAAAACUCCCCCCGGGUCAAACUCUCCCUGCAGGAACCAGCUGUCAUUGUUUGCUGUUUGUUUAUACUUUCAAUUAUUAUUAUUAUUAUUAUUGUUCAUAUAGCUUUCUGUGACAGACCAAUAACACACUAUGGAGCAUUUAUCCAUUACUACACAACACUACACUAACAAUAAAGAUUAAAGAUGUAGUUUUUGCUUUA